Helobdella robusta is the source of this 582-nucleotide messenger RNA. RefSeq lists its product as hypothetical. The transcript is spliced from 5 exons. NCBI's taxonomy places the organism in Eukaryota, Metazoa, Annelida, Clitellata, Rhynchobdellida, Glossiphoniidae. The annotation marks the transcript as partial. The record is from RefSeq and is a predicted model, not a curated record.
UUACUCGGUGGUGAGGUGUACCACUACCACACGAAGGUCAUGAUGAAGGAAGCCAGGACAGGUGGGCAGCAUCUUUGGCAUCAAGAUUAUGGAUAUUGGUAUAAGAAUGGCAACUUGAGACCGGAUAUGAUGACAGUUUUUGUGGCGAUGGAUCCAUGCAACCAGCUGAAUGGUGGAUUGGAGUUGAUCGUGGGCUCGCACAAGUGUGGACGGAUUGACCACGUGCUAGUGCACGGACAGACAGCUGCCGAUGAGGAAAGAGUCGAACAAAUUAAGAAAAAGUCGAGUCAUGUUGUGGCUAAUCUUAAUUCUGGUGACGCUCUCUUCUUCCACAGCAACGUCCUGCACACCAGCGGACCAAACAACAGUAACGUCAGAAGGUAUGCCUGCCUCUUCGCGUACAACCGCGCCGAUAACGAUCCGGUCUACAAACACCACCACCCUAAUUACACUCCACUGCAAAUUGUGCCGAACAGUGCCAUUGACGAGUGCACGAACUUCAGUGACCUCUCAGGCAAGUGUCUCAUCGACCCCGAUCAGGAUAAAACCGUCAACGUUCAACGGGAAGAUCACCAACAUUAG